Jatropha curcas is the source of this 2015-nucleotide messenger RNA. RefSeq names its product GDP-mannose transporter GONST2. NCBI's taxonomy places the organism in Eukaryota, Viridiplantae, Streptophyta, Magnoliopsida, Malpighiales, Euphorbiaceae. The record is from RefSeq and is a predicted model, not a curated record.
AAUCUCUGUUAGCUCCAUUAAUGGAUUUGACUUUCGAAACCUCGAAAACUGUUUCCUCACUACUAGUAUUAUUCAAUCUCUCUGGACGGUGUUCUCAAUCACCUGGAAUUUCGCUCUGUACCUUUCCUCCCAUUAUAAAGUCCCUUCUUUUUCUGUUGUCAUUUUCUAUUAGUAUAUCUUCAAUCACGGUUUUGAUUUUGUUUUGAUUCGCUUCUCUUUGCGUGUUCUUUAAAAAGCUCCCUCAAGUUCACGUCUUUAGCAUGAUUUUUUUCACCUUCUUGCGCCAGCUAGUUUAUUGGCAGAUUAUUUAAGUUUCUGGGUAUAACUGUUUGCUAUUCAAAUAUAAAGUUUCAACAUUACUAAGAUCAGUAUAUCAAGCAAAGCUUUUGGACUUCCUAUUGGGCUGUGGAAUGUCUGGUCUUAAGUUGGAAGUGGUUAUUUCCCGUGAUACUGAGGAAUUAGAAUCCAGCUCUCUGAAUGAAAAGACUAAUGGGAUACACAAGAUUCUGAAUGUUAUUGGUAAAGGAGACAGGUCGAUUGGCAAUUUUGCAUCAAAUGCAGAACGCAGAGGCUUAAGCGACAGCAGGUUAUUCAGAGGUAAUCAGGUAGUAUAUGGUGACAGUGUUGGUGCUCCUUUUGAUGCGGAUGAGAAACGCGAACAUGGAUCAGGAAGAAAAUAUGGACCUCUUUUAUCUGGAACAGCUUAUUGCAUUUCUUCCUGCAGCAUGAUUUUGUUGAAUAAAGUUGUUUUAUCAACCUAUAAUUUCAAUGCAGGAAUAUCACUUAUGUUAUACCAAAAUUUGAUAUGCUGUCUGGUUGUUGCUAUGUUGGGUUUUUGUGGAGCAGUUUCAUUGGAAAAGCUUAAUUGGAAACUCGUAAGGGUCUGGCUCCCUGUCAAUGCAAUCUUUGUUGGCAUGCUUGUUUCAGGCAUGUUUAGUUUGAAAUACAUAAAUAUUGCAAUGGUGACCAUUCUGAAGAAUGUGACAAAUAUUUUGACAGCAAUUGGGGAGUUAUAUAUUUUCCGGAAACAUCAGAAUCAGAAAUUAUGGGCUGCCAUGUUUUUGAUGAUAAUCUCUGCUAUUAGUGGUGGCAUAACAGAUCUCUCAUUUGAUUCAAUGGGUUAUGCAUGGCAAAUCAUGAAUUGCAUUCUAACAGCAAGUUACUCGCUCACUCUCAGGCGAGUAAUGGACAAAGCAAAACAGUCAACAAGAAGUGGAUCUCUUAAUGAAAUUUCAAUGGUGUUGCUAAAUAAUUUGUUAUCUCUACCUUUUGCUGUCUUCUUGAUACUUCUGUUCGGUGAAUGGGAGUACGUAAUUAAUGUAGAUGUGAUAAAAUUACCAAUGUUCUGGGUAGUUGCAACAGCAAGUGGAAUACUCGGACUUGCUAUUAGCUUCACCUCUAUGUGGUUUUUACGUCAAACUGGCCCAACAACUUACAGUCUGGUGGGUUCAUUGAACAAGAUUCCUAUCUCCAUUGCUGGUCUAGUAUUAUUCAAAGUUCCACUCAGUAUACCAAAUUUGUUCAGUAUACUGUUCGGUCUAUUUGCUGGAAUAUUCUUUGCCAGGGCCAAAAUGUCCUGAUAUCAGAAUCAAACUCUACAAAUAAGAUUCAUAAAAAGGAAAAUACUAAACCCAAAAGUGGUAAAAAUAGCUUCAACAUGCUCAUUUGUGAAAUUCAAUCCUCUUCCAUCUUCAGCCUACAAGAAGAAGCUUUGAAGGAAGGUGCAAAGGGUAUAUAUACUUUAUAAACAAAAAAAUUAUCAUUAAUUAUAGGGCAUUUUUAAGAUUUUUGAAGGGAUUUUGGGAACUAAUCUGUUCUCAAAUUAAUGUUGCUGUUUUGGAUCUGUAUUUGAAGAGUUGAUUGUUGUGUUUGAAAGGUUUGUAUGGGUUUUUAUUGUUUCAGGUGCAUAGGAUAAUAAAUAUUGUUUAAAUUCAUUACAUAGAAUAUAUACAUAUAUUUUUUCUGAAAAAGGUUUUGUUUGAGGAAAAGUAUGAUCAGAACAGUUCUGUCUUAAA